AUGUCUUCUCCUCGCAAGAACCAAGAAGAGGUUAUCCAGCCUGACCAUGCUCUGCAGCCUAUCGCGGAUGAUGAGACCUUUGAUACAGACAGCGAACGUUCCUCGUUGACGUCUCUCACGUCGUCUGUUCUACAGGGCAAAGUUGAAGGGGGGAGGACUUAUGCCGUCUAUGGUAAAGAAGAGUAUGGGCUCCCAAUGGACGAGGCUGAGCUUGAUCGCAUCGAUAUGUGCCAUGCAAAGUACUGCGCUCUGAUUGGGAAAACUCGCUACUUAGCGCCCGUAAACAGUCCUCAAAGAAUUCUUGAUCUUGGCUGCGGCACAGGUAUAUGGUCCAUCGAGAUGGCCGAGGAGUUCACGUCUGCUGAGGUCAUUGGCACUGAUGUUGCACCAACACAACCUGGAUGGGUUCCACCAAACUGUCACUUCGAGGUCGAUGAUAUCGAGAGAAUAUGGACAUGGCGAGAAGAGAGCUUUGACUUUAUCUUCUCGCGAGAUCUCCUGCUCGCAAUUCGAGAUUGGCCAGCGUUGAUUGACCAAACUUACACACACCUCCAACCCGGAGGCUGGGUAGAGUUCCAGGCCAUUGUCGGGGUUCUCGGGUGCGAUGACGACUCAAUCCCUGAAGAUAGCUACCUACGCAAAUUCUCCACCAUGAUGGAGCAGGGUUCCUCCAAGUUCGGCGCCUGCCUCACAGACCCCAUGAAGUGGAAAGGUUGGUUCGAAGAGCGCGGCUACACCAAUGUUACAGAGCGAGUUUUUAAACUUCCUUUCAACCCAUGGCCCAAAGAUCCGCGUAUGAAGCUACUAGGAGCAUGGGAGAUGGAAAAUCUCCUGCAGGGACUUGAGGCGAUGGUGACCAGGAUGUUCCAGAAGGGACUUGGCUGGACAGAUGCUGAGGUCGCUGUCUUUUUGGCAUUCUUGAGAAAGGAGAUUAAGAAUCCUCGCAUGCAUGGCUACUGGCCUUACUAUGUCGUUUAUGCCCAGAAGCCUGAAGAGGAAAAGGCACAGGCUGUCAAGUGA
Messenger RNA from Fusarium pseudograminearum CS3096, 1020 nucleotides. RefSeq lists its product as uncharacterized. The transcript is spliced from 9 exons. Gene Ontology annotation, molecular function: methyltransferase activity. NCBI's taxonomy places the organism in Eukaryota, Fungi, Ascomycota, Sordariomycetes, Hypocreales, Nectriaceae. The record is from RefSeq and is a predicted model, not a curated record. The coding region runs from base 1 to 1020 and encodes 339 amino acids.